AUGGAUGAGGAUGAAUAUCUUCGUCGAGCUCUUGAAGAGAAUCUCCGCAUUACAGAGGAGCGCCAGCGGCGGAUUGAGGAUGCCCAAAGGCAAGCACGGGAAGCGGAAGAAAGAAUAAUUAGGAUAUCCGAAAGCGCUGCUCAACGAGAACAAGAAGCUACUGAGAAUGAAGCCGAAGAACUGAGAUUGGCGAUGGAAAGAAGUGUAGCAGAGGAGCAGGCCAGAGAAAGGAGGCUCGCGGGUGAGAGAGACAGACUCUCUCGCAUGGACAGAGAAUUUGGAGACAGAUCUACCGUUGCGCCGGAUGCUCAAAGCCACUCAGCUUCGCAUACGAGUAUGCCAGGCGCAUUUGUCGAAGAUGACGGAAUAACGGCGUCUCAGCCGGGCCCGAUUACGAGCCAUCCAGCGCCAGGACGCCGUCAUACAUUGCGCGAGAGCACACCGGCCCUCGAAGAAACCAGGCGUCAACCACGCCGUCAGAACAGCACGCCGUCAUCCCGACCACCCCCUGCUGCUGAGGCCACUCCACUGCAAGCCAGCACCAUCUCGCUGCCCAGCCGCAUCGCUGCUGCGGGACGGGCUCUCCCCCGACGGCGCUCCACGCAGACGAGGCGCACCUUGACGCCGGACCCAAACGCGUACUUCCUGGCCGAUAUCCUCGCGCGCUCGCGCGCCGACGCCUUCUCCAGAGGGCCCUUCCGGCCCGACGACGCUGACCCGGCGUUCGACGCGGGCUUGCAGGCGGCGAUCAACGUGUCGGCGAACCAGGCGCGCGAUGAGGAUGAGGAGGCGGUGCAGCGGAGUCGUGGAGUGCCGACGUACGACGAGGCGUGCCGCAUGCCGCGGUACCAGGCGCCUAGGGGAGCGAGGUAUGUGUUUCAGGGGCCGAGGGGGCCGGGUGCUAGUGCUGAGGGCGCGGUGAAGAUUGUGGGAGAUAUGGAUUUGAGGGAGGCGAUGAGGGUUGCGAAUCAGAAUGUGAACAGGGAUGAUGAAAGGAGAUAG
Molecule: messenger RNA, 1002 nt
Organism: Ophidiomyces ophidiicola
Lineage: Eukaryota; Fungi; Ascomycota; Eurotiomycetes; Onygenales; Onygenaceae
Exons: 1
Coding region: 1-1002 (333 amino acids)
Source: RefSeq, a predicted model, not a curated record